This is a messenger RNA of Bradysia coprophila, 2650 nucleotides long. RefSeq lists its product as uncharacterized. Lineage: Eukaryota; Metazoa; Arthropoda; Insecta; Diptera; Sciaridae. Gene Ontology annotation, molecular function: nucleic acid binding. The record is from RefSeq and is a predicted model, not a curated record.
GUCGCAUUAUAUGCGGCGUUUGCGAUGGAUAUUUUUGACAUACAACAUGAAAGUGAAAACAUAUUGUUGAGAGUCAAAUUUGCUUUGGUGUUGCAUAGAAAGUGUAAUCGUAUAGCGCAUAAACACCUACGUUGCGUUGUUCUUGUUAAAACCGUUUCUGGACUACAAUUUUGUUCCCAAAAUCCAAUAGACAAUUCAAUAUGUCUGCAAAAGACUUGGAAGCCGAAACAAUUCAACCUGUUGAAUUUGAUACGGAGGAUUUAAUGGUUAAGGAUUUUAAUGAUCCGCAUUUAAACUGCUACGAUGAAGGUCCUGGCAGUAAUCUUCAAGAUGAGUGCGCUCUGCCGAAUCAGACAAAUCGAUCGGAUUGUGGAGUUAUUCUGAGAUUUGUUCCUUCGAUUUUGGGCGAUAAAGGAAUCAAGAACUUGUGCAACAAAUACGGUCAAGUCAAAGAAGUCCAAAACAAAUGGAUGAACUAUGAACGCACUGGGGAGAAUGUGGUUGUAAAGAUCGCGAGUGUGGCGGAUGCUGAGAGUGUCAUCCAUAACAUCAACAACCUUUGCUUAAAAGUAGGCGGUAAAGUGAUGAAAGCUAGCUUCUAUAAGCAGAAACAACAGUACAAACCAAGACUGGAUGACUCGAAUGAAGAAAGUCCGGAAGUGGACGAGGCUAUGAAGGGAAGAAAAUUUGAGAGAGCCGAAAUUGUGAAUGAGUUCCAUCUACCAUUGGCCAUACCAUCACCGUUACCAGAACCGAAUGAAGUUGAUAAUCAGCGUAUGAAAAUUUUGUUGGAAGGUGGUCAACAUUUUCCAACAAUCACCAACGGAAGUGUCAUUUACAGACAUUCACCGAACUCUAUUGCAAUGAUGGAAAAGUUUUCAUCUAAUUCCAUGGGAAGCUUCGAUGAAGAAAUGCAACACUUUGUGCACAAUGCCACGAACGACCUCACAGUACCAGAACAAUGCAAAAAUUGUCAGAGUCCAACAGUGAAGUUCUGCAAGGGAUGCAAGGACUCCUUUUGUUCGAUAUAUUGCUUGAAGGAAUACAAUAGCAACGAAUGUGGCUGCUCUUGUGUCAGCUCAAGUACACCUGAGGCCAUUGUCAACAGGCGAGCAAAUCGCCACUCUGCCGGUCGAGGGGCGAAACUACUUUCACCUAGAGUUUUGGCUCCGCGAUCAAGCUCGAUUUCUUCAACUGACUCUGAUACAAAAUCGACCGGAUCAGGCACACAGAAAAAGCGGGCCGCUUUCCUACGCGCAUGCCUAGACCAACAGAAUAUCGAGUCAGUUAUCCAAGUCAAACCAUGCGAUCUGCCGAAGAACAACAAACUGGUUGUUAUCACCAAUGUUUUGAGCCAUAAGAUUGUUUUCUUGAGGUCAUUCGAGCCGAACGACAAUGAACGAUACGUGAAAUACCUAAACGAUGUGGCUGAAUAUGCGAAAACAGCGCCAGCAUUGGCCGAAAUGCCCAAGACAGGUGAUAUUGUCUUAGCAUAUUACGAAGGUUUCUAUUACCGUGCAUCGAUUGCUGGCAUCGAAGAUGGUAAAGCGAUAGUAAAUUUGCUAGAGCUUGGUAAUGUAGUCACUACACCGGUAGACAAAAUGAAGAACUUGAGUCAAGAUUUGCAGAACGUUCAGCGUUUUGUGUUUAAAGCGUCAUUAAGUGGCUUGGAGCGACAAACGAUGAAAACCGAUAAGUGCCUGACUUACUUAUAUGAAUUGCUAGAGAGACGCGCACCAUUAAAGUUCAUUUCGAAAGCGAUUGGUUCGUCUUCAAGAGUUGUAGAAUGUGAACUAAUUGUCAGUGAGACGAAUGAACGUGUUAACGGAAAGCUAACGACACUGAACAGCAUAAAAGCCAGCGAGUGUGUUAUGAUACAUGAAAUUCCCAUCAAACCAUUCGACGGCAAUGCUACUGAAGCUGUUGUGAUCGACAAUUCAUUGGCCCUAAAAGGCAUUCUUACUGUGGCAACACCUGCACAUAUGUCAGAUAUGUUUAACAUGCACGAAAGGAUUCAAGAAUAUUGCAAAGCCGAAUAUAAAAGUCCAUACUCUCCUCGAGUGAACGAGAUAUGCCUUGCCAAAUGUAAUGAACAGUGGUAUCGAGCCAAAAUCGACAAAUCAUUUGCUGACAUGAAUCCGGUGAUGCUCUUCAUUGAUUUUGCCUUGUUCAACAAAGUGCACGUGGACAAUAUGCGGCGCAUGCCGUCGGACUUCAAAUUCCCAUUAUAUUCUGUAAUGGCUGAAAUUGGUGACAUAACUGACACCACUGACUUGAAUAAAUUGGCCGAGAUAUUUCCAUGCAUGUCUACAGUGUCUGUGGCAAAGGUGGAAUUUGUGAAUGGGAAUACUGAUGAGCCGACAAUUUAUUUCAACAUACCCGGUGGUUUGCCAGAAGAGGAGGUCGUUCAAGAGGUUGCUGAAAAGGUUGCCACUCCCACCGUUUUCCAGCCGAGACGAAAAUUGCUUGAAAGUUUGAGAAAAAAAUUUUGCACCCAAGCUGAGAACUCAAAAUAAAAUGUUGAAUUCCAUCCCGUAAAUGUUGAGAGCAACCCGACUACUUAUAUUCACCGCCUAGUGUAACACUUAGAUACAUUGUAAUUAGGAUGAGAACUCUUUGAAUAAAGUCAGUUCUGAUUGUAAACUCAAUA